Seminavis robusta is the source of this 642-nucleotide messenger RNA. NCBI's taxonomy places the organism in Eukaryota, Bacillariophyta, Bacillariophyceae, Naviculales, Naviculaceae. The record is from the annotation of a GenBank genome assembly.
AAUUUCCAUCCAUUAUAGUUUGUACACCUUGCACCUUGCCAUUCUCACUUUUCCAAACAAACAAAAACAUCAUGUCCUCUCCCCGAUCCUUGGUUUUGUCUGAUAGUUCCUCUGAUUGGAGCAGCGAGCUCCAAGCAAGUCCAAUUCAUGACAAGAACACCAGAAGGCAGCGGCGUCCAAGUCAAUCCUCGCACUCCCUCAAGAGCAAAGGAGGAGCCAAGACACGUGCAGAAAUCAUCCGCCAAAAGUAUGCUGAAUCACAAGGAAUCCGUCGUCAGCUGCGCGGUUAUCGACGAAGCAACUCCAAUGCAUCUUGCGAUUCUGCGGAGCAAAUUGUCCACAAAGAUGCCCAAGCCGUGUCAGAGUCCCUCAAGGCCAUGGAAGGCUUUAUGAAUGCUGUCAACAGCAAGCACCGUAGACGCAAGCUCCUGGGCAGUCAGCAACCAGCGGAAUUAGCCAGCCACCACUAGAGUCUAACUCAUUGAUUGCCCACAUCAUUGCAAAUCACCGCUUGCAGCCAUGCCCACACAACCAUGCCCACACAACCAAGCCAUGUCCAAUUCAUAUCAGAUCGUUCGUUUGUGGCGCACAGACAGAACAUGUACAUAAAAACCUGUAUUAGAAACAAAUCUUCUUUAUCUU